Messenger RNA from Cornus florida, 1948 nucleotides. RefSeq names its product 7-deoxyloganetic acid glucosyl transferase-like. The transcript is spliced from 2 exons. Gene Ontology annotation, molecular function: UDP-glycosyltransferase activity. Bases 494 to 1948 code for a protein of 484 amino acids. The record is from RefSeq and is a predicted model, not a curated record. NCBI's taxonomy places the organism in Eukaryota, Viridiplantae, Streptophyta, Magnoliopsida, Cornales, Cornaceae.
UUUUUAAAGUACAAAAAAGGUGAACAAACAAUAGGAGGUUAUGAAUGCAAAGCACAGGCGAGCCUUGAGAAAAUUAUAAAAGUUUUACAUGAAACUUAAAACACAAAAAUAAUUUGAUAUUUAAGCACAUAUUCGAUCAUGCAUAUUUAGCAUAAUAAUUUUUAAAACUUUUUUAAAAAAUUAUUAAUAAAAAAAAGGAAAAAAAUAGAAAAAUUCAAUGACUCAUGCGUGCAUGAAAGAACAAUCAGGAGACCGACAAAGUUCGUGCACCUAAUUUAAUAAAAAAAAAAAAUUAAACACGCCCGAAAAAAAUAAAUAAAUAAAUAAAUGUGGAUCACGAGACUGACAAAGUGACAAGACGUGAUUUUUGCGUUGAUGAUUUAUCGGAUGGUAUUCUUUUAUUACAACAAUAUAUAAAGAGGCAAAGCAUUUCAAUCACAAUUUGCUUUUCUUUGAAUUACAGUGAUAAGAUUGCAGAAUCCAAAAACUUUUGAUGGAUCACGAUCAAUCAGCACCACCACUACCUCCUCACGUGCUCGUCUUCCCGUUGCCGGUUCAAGGCCACCUGAACUCCAUGCUCAAGCUGGCCGAGCUUCUCUGUCUCGGCAACCUCCACGUGACCAUGCUCGUCUCUGACUUCAGCCACAGCCGCCUCCUUCGCCACACCAGUGUCCAUUCCCACUUCGCUCGGUAUCCCGGAUUUUGUUUCAGGACUAUCUCGGAUGGCCUUCCUGAGGACCAUCCGCGUGCUGGUGAGCGAGUUGUGGAGAUCAUGUCAUCUAUAAAGUCCGUCACUGGUCCACAAUUUCAGGAGAUGAUGAUAGCUACCGAUUGCUUUGCUUCCGAAACAAAGCGGCCUAUCACAUGCAUCAUAGCAGAUGGGGUUCUGAGUUUUGCCGGUGAUUUUGCUAUUCAAAGGGGAAUUCCACUCAUCUAUUUUCGUACUGUCAGUGCUUGCUCUUUUUGGGCUUAUUUUUGUAUGCCUGAACUCAUUGAAGCUCAAGAAAUUCCCUUGAAAGGAAAUGGAAUGGACCUAUUGGUGAAGAGUGUACCGGGCAUGGAGGGUUUUCUCCGACGACGUGACCUUCCUGGUUUUUACCGUGUGGACGAAAUUAGUGAUCCGCGUUUGCAAGUCGUCAAAACUGAGACCAGACAAACUCCUCGAGCCCAAGCAGUGAUAAAGAACACAUUUGAUGAUCUAGAAGGACCCAUACUCUCUCAAGUACGAACCCACUGUCCCAAUCUCUUCUCCAUUGGGCCACUUCACGCGCACCUAAAAGCCAAACUUGCAGCAGAGACCAACUCUUCCUCAACCUCUUCAGGUAGUUUUUGGGAGGAAGAUCGAAGCUGUGUGACGUGGCUCGAUUCUCAGCCGUCCAAAUCUGUGAUCUAUGUCAGUUUUGGAAGUAUCACUGUAGUGACAAGAAACCAACUCUUGGAGUUUUGGUAUGGUCUCGUGAAUAGUGGGCAACGGUUCUUGUGGGUCAUGCGGCCGGACUCCAUCACCGAAAAAAAUGGGGAGAAUCAGAUUCCGGUGGACCUGGUGGAGGGCACGAAGGAAAGGGGUUACAUGGUGGGUUGGGCCCCACAAGAGGAGGUUCUUGCCCAUCCAGCUGUUGGUGGGUUUUUGACUCACAGUGGGUGGAACUCAACUUUGGAGAGCAUAGUCUCAGGCGUGCCUAUGAUUUGUUGGCCUUAUUUUGCAGACCAGAUGAUUAAUAGUAGGUUCGUCAGUGAAGUUUGGAAAAUUGGUUUGGACAUGAAAGAUACAUGUGAUCGAGUCAUAGUUCAGAAGAUGGUUAGGGAUCUGAUGGAUGUCAGAAAAGAUGAGUUUCAGGAACGUGUGAGUCAUAUGGCCAAUUUGGCCAAACGAGCUGUGAAUGAAGGUGGGUCUUCGUACUGUAAUUUGGAUGCUCUGAUUAAAUACAUUAAUUCUAUGAUUGAAUGA